Molecule: messenger RNA, 879 nt
Organism: Thelazia callipaeda (thelaziosis nematode)
Lineage: Eukaryota; Metazoa; Nematoda; Chromadorea; Rhabditida; Thelaziidae
Source: the annotation of a GenBank genome assembly
ACGGGUGUGGGUAUCCCAUAUUGGAACUUACAAGGUAACACUGUGGUUACCGGACAAUAUAUCCGACUCACAGCAGAUACACAGAGUGCUCAAGGUGGUAUUUGGAAUGCUGUGCCAGUAACUGCGCGAAAUUGGGAGUUACAAGUUACUUUUGCAAUCCAUGGAUCUACAGGUGAUUUGUUUGGUGAUGGAGCAGCUCUAUGGUAUGUACAAGAGCCCUUAAAGACAGGAACUGUUUUCGGAUCAAAAGAUUAUUUCCGUGGGUUGGGGAUAUUCCUUGACACUUACAGCAAUCAUAAUGGGCCUCAUGGGCAUGGUCAUCCAUACAUAUCAGCGAUGGUCAAUAAUGGUUCGUUGCAUUAUGAUCAUGAUAUGGAUGGUACUCAUACUCAGCUAGGUGGUGCACAUACAGGUUGUGAAGCAAAGUUUAGGAAUAAGCUGUAUCAAACUCAAAUAAUGGUUCGAUAUGUGAAUGAUGUGCUGUCGAUAUAUACUGAUAUCUUGGAUACCAGUGAAUGGAAGGAAUGCAUGAUUGUUAGAGAUGUGCAGUUACCUACUGGCUAUUACUUUGGUAUCACUGCUGCUACAGGCGAUUUGUCCGACUUUCAUGAUGUCAUAUCGGUGAAAAUGUUUGAACAGGAUUAUGUAUAUGCAGAAGCAGGGGAUGGUGUCACAGCAGAUCCUCGCUACCGUGAACCUUAUGCACAGAAUGUUGCAUCUCCACGUGAUCAUGUUGAUCAACCAAAACCAUCUAAAUUAGGCUGGUUUGGUACUGUAGUAUUAAUGAUUUUGGGCAUCACGUUGUGCGUAUUGGUGUUAUGGUUCGGUGUUAUUUUUGUCAAUCAUCGGCAGCAAAUGACGCGGAAGCGAUUUUAUUAA